Molecule: messenger RNA, 609 nt
Organism: Trichomonas vaginalis G3
Lineage: Eukaryota; Parabasalia; Trichomonadida; Trichomonadidae
Product: GTPase protein
Exons: 1
Coding region: 1-609 (202 amino acids)
Cellular component (GO): endosome; Golgi apparatus
Molecular function (GO): GTPase activity; GTP binding
Source: RefSeq, a predicted model, not a curated record
AUGAGCCAAGAAAAUACAGAACUCUUCCCAACCAGAAAAUAUGCCAAGCCAGAUGUCAAGCUUGUUCUGCUUGGAGACUCUGCUGUAGGCAAGACAAAACUCGUCGAGCGCUUUUUGCUCAAAGAUUACAGUCCAAUUACAAACUCAACAUUUGCACUUACAUUAUACGAGCAUACAGAAAAUCUUAGUGGCAAGGAUGUCCAAGUAUGCAUUUGGGAUACAGCUGGUCAAGGCUGCUUUGAUGAAUUGCAUCCAUCAUUCUUCUACGGUGCUGAUGCAGCUAUUCUUGUUUUUGAUGCAACAAGAAAGGAAACAUACCAGCACCUUGAAGAAUGGCAUGCCCAGCUCAUCAGUCAGCGUGGCCAAAUUCCAAUAAUCGUUGUUGUUAACAAGCAAGACCUUAAUCCAGGUAUCACUCGUACUCAAUUCAAGUGGGUAAAGGAACAUAACUAUCCAAUCUACUAUACAUCUGCUGCAAAAGGCACCAACGUUUUCCGUGUCUUCCAAGAAGCAAUUAAGCUUGGUUGGACACAAAAGAACAACCCAGAUGAUGUUAUGGGUGUUAUUGUUGGCCUUUUAGCUAAGCAAGCUGAAGAAAAUACAGAAUAA